Molecule: messenger RNA, 279 nt
Organism: Fusarium keratoplasticum
Lineage: Eukaryota; Fungi; Ascomycota; Sordariomycetes; Hypocreales; Nectriaceae
Exons: 1
Coding region: 1-279 (92 amino acids)
Source: RefSeq, a predicted model, not a curated record
AUGUCCUCCUCCAGACCUUCCGGUCACCACUUUGGUUCUUCCAGCUCAACAUCAUCAACACCAUCCUCCUCCGACUCUGACGUCUCGUCCACCGGCUACAGACACAGCAUGGACUCAGUACAGCUCCCCAUCGCCUCGGUCGAGGUGCUCCGCUGCAUGCGAUGCGCCCGGUCCGUAGAGGCUACCAGCACCGACGACCUCUCCUCCAUGGGCAUGGUCCGCAUCGCCCAUAACCUCUACUACUGCGAACGCUGCGCAAAGAUGGUCGGAUACAAGUAA